GUUGUGUUUUUCUUAGCCACCAAGUAAGAGCGUAGGGAUAGGUUGGAGUAACCUCGGUCAUAUAGUACGGAAAUAUUCUUUUCACUUUUUGCUAUUAGCCAUUAUUUUCUUAGACGCUCAAACAGAUAAUAUUAAAACUUUUUUUUAAAGUUAGAAUAGCCAUUGCGCAUGCGUCCUUUACAGGAGGAAGUCCUUCAGCUUCAAAAUGGAGGCGAAACCAUAUAGAGAAACCCGGCGGUUGAGGUCUUCAGUUCCGUCCCGUUGGCGCAUGCGCGGAGGAGGCACUUUCUGUUUCCGAGGAGCGUGAGCCGGCGCCGGGUGAAGGGGCUGCUGCCUCAGCUGGGGAAAGAAGCGGAGGGGCGCCGCGCGUGUGUAGCUCAUGGCGGAGAGCCCGACAUCGGGUCCCCUCAACGUGAUCCGCGAAGGGGACUGCGCUGUGCUCAAGCGGGACGAAGUCUUCAAAGCGGUUUCUGUGUUGAAACGAAGAAAAAUUAUUUUCGAAAAACAGUGGUUCUAUCUGGAUAAUGCCAUUGGGCAUAUUUAUGGAACUACCUUUGAAGUGACUAGUGGGGGAAGCCUUCAGCCAAAGAAGAGGGUGGAAGAAGCAACUGCAGAAACAAAGGAAGCAGGCACAGAUAACCGGAACAUAGUUGAUGAUGGAAAAUCUCAAAAACUGACUCACGAUGAUAUAAAGGCUUUGAAGGAUAAAGGCAUUAAAGGACAGGAAAUCGUUCAGCAGCUGAUAGAAAACAGUGCCACAUUCAGAGACAAGACAGAAUUUGCCCAAGAUAAAUACAUAAAGAAAAAGAAGAAAAAGUAUGAGGCAGUCAUUACAAUCAUAAAGCCGUCUACCCGAAUUCUUUCAACAAUGUACUAUGCAAGAGAACCAGGAAAAAUCAACCAUUUACGAUAUGAUACUCUAGCCCAAAUGUUGACUUGGGGAAACGUCCAUGCCGGGAAUAAGAUGAUCAUAAUGGAGACCUGUGCAGGAUUGGUGCUGGGCGCAGCAAUGGAACGGAUGGGAGGUUAUGGGUCCAUUAUUCAGAUGUACCCAGGAGGUGGAGUCGUUCGAGCAGCCACAAACUGUUUUGGGUUUCCGGAGUCCUUUUUCCAGAAACUUUACGAGUUCCCUCUCAGCAAAGUGGGAAGUCUUCUCUCUGGAACAUUCUCUUUUGAGGCAUCAUCUUCAGAAACCGAAGGGAGCACACCGCUGGCAGACGAAGACGACAGAUCGCUGGAUGAAAAGCAACUUUCCGUACAAGAAGCAGAUACGGAGUGCGGCACCGAGAUACCGAUGGAGUCCUGUCAGCCUGAAGAGCAAGAAAUGGCGGAUCUUCCUAGUGAUGGGGAAGCAUUGGGAAACGAUAAAACAAAGACUACUGUAAGAAUGCAUGACAAACAAAGGAAACAAGAGGAAAGGAGGAAAAAGUUGACAGAAGCCGCAGCUUUGUUGAAAGACAAAGAUGCUGAUGGUUUAAUUGUAGCCAGUCGAUUCCAUCCAGCGCCUUUAUUGCUCUCGUUAUUAGAAUUCGUUGCUCCCUCGAGGCCUUUUGUUGUCUACUGCCAAUAUAAAGAGCCAUUACUGGAAUGCUACACAAAACUGAGAGAGAAAGGCGGGGUUGUUAACCUGAAGCUUUCCGAAACCUGGUUACGCAACUAUCAGAUCUUGCCAGAUCGAAGUCAUCCCAAAUUGACAAUGAGUGGCGGCGGAGGGUACCUGUUGACAGGCAUCACUGUAAUAAACGAGAAUCUAAAAACUGAUGACUGCUCAGAACAGAAAACCGAAGAACCAGCAUCCAAAAAACGUAAACUUCAAGACCCCUAACACUUAAAGAAGAUGUUUCCUUUAAUUCCUUAGGACAUGAACUGCGUUGUGUUCUAUUGCUAACUCUGUUUAAGAGCACAGAAGAAUGUACAUGCCUUGCAGUUGCUGCCGGAAACAGAGGAAAUGUAUUUCAGGAAUGGCUACCAGCUGAAAAGAGGCUUUUAAACAGUAGAAUGCUUUGCUGUCCAAACCAAUCCAGGCUUCUGUAGUGCCAUAGUUUCAAACGUCUAUUUUAAAGUUCAGGUAGUGAAAAAAAUGGGGGAUCAUAAACCAUAGUCUUUCUAGAGAUGCUGCAAAAAUGGUUGGGUUCUUCCAUUCUGUUAUAAGUAAUAAGAUUUGAAUUUAUGCAAGAGCAUUAUUUCUAAUUCCACUGGCACCUGCUUUUGAUGACAAAAUUGUGACUUGCACCUGCCUCUGACACCUUUUUACAAGGUGAAAUUAGUAUUGCAAAAUCAUGCAAGUUCAUUGCAGAUGAACAUAUAGGACUCUUGACAUGAGAACAUCCUAUUUUUUUACCCUUUACUUUUGAAUGCAAGGACUAAGAAACCUUGGGUGUGUGUUGUAAAUUUCAAAAUACCAGUCAUUCAUUUUUUGCUAUUCUUUCAUGAACGUUGGUUUGCCUCUUUCCUUUUUUAAAAAAAAAAGUGACAACUUUUGUAUUAUGUAGAAUUUAUGAUCUGUAAAUCUGCAUUUCAA
Molecule: messenger RNA, 2521 nt
Organism: Eublepharis macularius
Lineage: Eukaryota; Metazoa; Chordata; Lepidosauria; Squamata; Eublepharidae
Gene: TRMT6
Product: tRNA methyltransferase 6 non-catalytic subunit
Exons: 11
Coding region: 380-1825 (481 amino acids)
Biological process (GO): tRNA methylation
Cellular component (GO): nucleus; tRNA (m1A) methyltransferase complex
Source: RefSeq, a predicted model, not a curated record